This is a messenger RNA of Racocetra fulgida, 741 nucleotides long. Lineage: Eukaryota; Fungi; Glomeromycota; Glomeromycetes; Diversisporales; Gigasporaceae. The record is from the annotation of a GenBank genome assembly.
CGAAGCACACUAACUCUGAUCUCAAUGCUAUACCACCAGCAGUUGUACCUGCAUCUGGAUCCCAACAGGUGUCCACUACCUAUUUCACCGCUCCAACUGUGGUUCCCGAAGCACUUCCUCAUGAUCUUGCAACCAUCAUUUCUCGCUUAUCUCCCUAUCAUUUUUAUACAUUACGUACCCUUUUUUCACAUCUUUCUCGCGUUGAUAAUAUUGUUUUUGGAAAAGGAUGUAAUAGUGAAGAAACAGAAAUUGAAAAUGAAAAACGAGAACAAGAAGUUAAAGAAAAGCAAGCGCCGCAGGUAUAUCACAGAACUUAUAUUUCCGAAGAUUUCUCGAAAAGUUUUGAAGACCUGUUGAUAAUUGAUAGACAUCCUAGUGCAAAUAGUUCGAGUAAUUCAUAUCCAUCGUCGUCGUCAUCUUCCGUAAAAGGUUUACCUGUAAAUAAGGACGAUAUUGACACUCCUAACAAUAAUCAAGACGAUGCUAUGAAAAAUUUUGUUGUAAAUAAUACGACAUUCUCUACAAUUUCACCACUUUCAUCAUCAUCAUCUAUAACAGUGCCAUCUACGCCAUCAUUAAAAGAUGCUAACAAAGAUAUAAGUAGCCAAUUUAAUUAUGAAGAAUUUCCUGAGCAGCCUUUAUCUUCUUUUCGUUUAAGAUCUAGUAGUGUUCCGUUGAAAGUCAUAGAAUUAGAAGAUUUCUCAGAAUCAGAAGAAGAACAAAACCUUACUGAAGACGAAG